GUGAGUGUAUCUGUAAUGUAAAAAAAAUACUGGGAUAUCCAGGCACGCAUGCAAAAAUACAGCUACAUGGUGGAGAUUCGUUGGCCUUUUCUGAAAUGCUGACAGCCUGGAGGUCAAUGGCAGGGGUAGAAUGGUGACCAGCAUGAAAACCAACCAUGAUGCUGAGUGCCCCCUAGAGCAGUUCUUACAGGGGAAAUGGAUAGUGGAUUGCCGUUUCCCCCUCAUUCCUGCAUCAGAGCUUCACCAGCCUGCCCCCAAGAAGCGUACUAGGGUCACAACAGACUGGGAUAAGGAAGAAGAUGAAAUCCCUGAGAAAAAUCAUAAAAUGGAAAAGGAGAAGGAGGAGGAGGAAGAGAGAACAGUAAACACCAAGAAAAAUGCAGGGAUUCCUAAAAUCAUCAUAAAAUAUCAAGAAAAGGGAGGAGCUGAGAGUGUGAAGGUCCUUGGUGAACACAAUAAGAAUACUGGGGGCAAGGGCCCUGAGACAAACCCCACACUUGUUCUGAAGCUGAGCAAGAGGACAAGUGCCAAGGACUCCCAUAUGGAAAGCAAGGAGAACUCCAAAGGCAUACCCAAAGCCUUGAAGAGGAAGAGUAAGGAUCAGGAGGAAAUCAGCCCCCAAAAGACCUCAAGAAGCUCAUCCUCAUCACCUCAACCUCCAGUCAAAGGAAAAGGGCAGCAACAAAUGAUUGAGAGUGAGAACAAAGAAGGGACCAAAGGAAUGUUGUCAGAGGGUACAGAACUGACGGCUGAGAGAAAAGGAAGGCCAGAGAAAAGCAAGAAGAAGGAGAAAGAAGUAGAAGUAAUGACUGCAUCUGAAUCAUUAGGUCACACCAUUAAAAUAGGGAGCCCAAGGAAAAGUAUGAAGUCGGAUGAUGGAGGAGAAUCGACUGCAUCUGAGUCACUGGAUCAUACUGGCAAGAGAGGAGGCAAUCUAAAGAAGAGUAUGAAGGAUAAUGAGGAAGGAGGAGAAGCGAUGGCAUUUCAGUCAAUGUAUGACACUGUCAAGAGAAGAGGCAGGCCAAGGAAGAGUAUGAAGGCUGAGGAGAAUGGAGGAGAAUUGACUACAUCCAAGUCCCUGGAUCAUACUAUCAAGAGAAGAGGCAGGCCGAGAAAGAGUACGAAGUCUGAGGAGGAUGGAGGAGAAACAACUGCAUCUGAGUCCUGGGAUCACACUAUCAAGAGAAGAGGCAGGCCAAGGAAGAGCUCGAAGUCUGAGGAAGAUGGUGGAGAAUCAACUGCAUCUGAGUCCCUGGGUCAUACUAUUAAGAGAAGAGGCAGGCCAAGGAAGAGUAUGAAAUCUGAGGAGGAUGGAGGAGAAUUGACUUCAUCCGAGUCACUGGAUUGCACUGUUAAGAGAAGAGGCAGGCCAAGGAAGAGUACGAAGUCUGAGGAGGAUGAAGAAGAAGCAACUACAUCUGAGUCCCUGGGUCAUACUGUUAAGAGAAGAGGCAGGCCGAGAAAGAAUACGAAGUCUGAGGAGGAUGGAGGAGAAUCGACUGCAUCUGAGCCGUUGGACCACACUGUCAAGAAAAGAGGCAGGCCAAGGAAGAGUAAGAAGGAUGAGAAGGAUGGAGGAGAAGCAAAGUCCCCCGAAUCACAAGACCUAAUACCGAAAGGAAGAGAAAAACCAAAGGGGGCAAGAGAGGGAGAAGAAAUGACUUCAUCUGAUUCAGUAGACCCACAUGUCAAGAGGAGAGGCAGACCUCCAAAGAAGGAAGGGAAUAAAGUUCAAACAACUUCUGAAUCCCCAGAAGCACCCAUCAAGAGGAGAGGAAGACCAAAGAAGACCGAAGAGAAGGGAGACAAGAGUGACAAGAAAACCGCCUCCAAGCCCAAAAUACAGCGAGGCCCAGGAAGACCCUGCAAAAACCCACUACAGGCUCCAAGGACUGGGAACCCCAGUGCGCAGGAGCCCCAGACAGUUGCCUACUCCCAUUCUGGGCGGCCUAUCUCGGGAAACAAAAUGGUCGAACUGGAUGAAUCAGAAUGUGUUAUCUCUGAGGAUGAGUCCUGGAUUAACCCCAGAGAAAACAGGACAAAAGCAAAGAAGCCAGCAAAGGUAAAGGCAAAAACUGAAGAGGGAAGGAAGGAGACAAAGGAAGUGAAACAGAGGGAAAGGAAGAAGAAAGAUGAGGUUAAUGCCAGUAAAGAGAAAAAGGAGCAUGAAGAAGAGGUGCUGAAAGCAGAAGACUGCAUAGUGACUGCAAAACGAGGGACCCUGAAAUACCUGCACCAGCGAGAGAAGUAUGUGAAAGCACUGGCCAAUGAAGUACAGAUAGAGGAUGACUUCUUUGCAAGCAAGGCCCCUGUCAAGAAGAAUGUGCUGGAAAACUUGCUCUUCUCUGGCUCCCCAGAUGAUAGUCUGACCAUCAAGACUCCCCAGGGCAAGGUCAAGAAGGUCAGCAGCAACAUCAUCACGCCGCGCACCAUGAAGCUGGGUCAGUGGGCCAGCGAGAGCCCCUGGAGUGAACCCAUCACGCCAUCCACAGAGACCUCCCCAUUGCCUGCAGCUGACAAAAAGGAGGCCCUUGGCGUGAUCUAUCAACACAUGAAGGGGCGCAAGAGGUGGCCACAGCCCAUAAGGAAGGUGCUCAGCGAGAGCUCAUCCAUGUCUGUGCUGGAUGUUACUGCCACCAAACGAAAACUGGAGCCCUUAGAGCUUCCAACCCUGCCAGAAAUCCCCGAAGACAAGGAGGGUGACUCUAGCGAUGAUGACUACUUCAACUCGAGUGAGGUUAUCUGAGGAAUAAAUGGUGUUUUGCAAGAAAAUCUAGGGAGGGGGAAUAACGCUUCGCAAGAUAUGCCAUAACUUUGGUGAUAAAAGUCAAGGACUGCUUUGAAGCAUUACCUGAAAUUACUGUACCAUAUACAUGCACCAAAUUUUGUACACUAUAGGUUUAGCUAACUUUUGGUUUAGAGAUAUAUAUAUAUUGAAACUUGUUUAAUUUCUUUUGUCUUCUUUUUCUUUCUUUCUUUCUGAAGUGUUUACAGAAUAUUGAAAACCUGUUAUGCCAGUACUGUUGAUGGAAAAGGAACCACAAAUUAGUAAUAUUUGGCAAACAGUUGAGUUCUUUUUGUUUCGAAUGAGUAUUAUGUGUAAUUUAUCAGUUAUGGAAUCUCACUGUUUGCAAUUACACUGGAUUACUGUGAUAAAAGGAUCAUCUGUUCUUAUACACAAUUUGGCGGCUGACUUACUUGACCAUUUUAGGUACCGUAAGGUAUUGAACACUGCCACAUGUAGACGUCCUAAUUACUGUAGAAAAGCACAGAAAAUGACUGGUGCUUUGUGAUGUAUAUAGCAAGAUGUCAUUGCAUUUGUUUCAGUGCUUAUUGAGACUGUUAUGGUAAGGUUGUUUCAGUAGUAACUUGUAACCUGUACAUGCUUCUUGGGUUUGUACAUGGUAAAUAUAUAUGUAUAUUUAAACUGCAUAAGAAUUGUUUCAUCUGUGUUAUGACUACAUGGUGAGAAAUGGAAUGAAGUACCUUAGUACAUUGCAGUUUGUCAUCAAUAAACUGUAAAGAGAUUGAGAAAAUUACAAGAUUACUUUUAAAAGAAGUCCAAAAGGCAUAUUAGGGAAUUUGGUCUUUCAAUUUACAUUGAGGAAAACUCUGUUUAGAGUAUUUGCUGCUUUGCCAUUUUCCCAGGUCAGGUAGUGCAAGUUACUUCCCAUACUGCUGAGAUCACCAAAUUCAAAAGACAGUACAAAUUUAUUUAUCAUUUUGAUUGCCUUAGGAACUUGGUAAAAUAAUCCUGCUUGUUGGACUCCAAAAUCGAUGCUUUAGUUCGUUUAAAAUAUCAGUUUAUGACCAAUACUUGAAUAAUUUAUGGCAGAUAAUAAAAAGCAGGGAAUUUGAUUUGAUACAAAAAUCUCUUAGUGCCUUUAAGCAUUAUUAUUGGUAUUAUUAUUAUUUAUUUAUAUAUAUUUUUAUUAUUAUUAUUAUUAUUAUUAUUAUUAUGUAUUUUUAGAUAUAUGUAAUAUCCUAAUUCCUCUCUUCCAGUUAUAUUAGGAUUUUAUUAUUUUUUAUCAUACAUGUAUGAUUAUUUUUUUUUUUCUUAUUUUUACUUUUUAGUAAUUUUUAUUUGAAACUGUGUUGAGAUGUAAAUUUUUAAUUAUUUGUGAUACACAAGUUUGUCACAUGAAAACAACAGGAUUUUCAGAGUAAGUCUUUUGGCCCAAUAGUCUUUUGUAAAUAUCUGUUUUCAUGUAUGCUUUAUUUACUUAUUAUUAAUUGUCCUUUUGUUUCUUUACUAAAGAAAUAUUAAAUUUUUAAAAAAUUAA
Molecule: messenger RNA, 4283 nt
Organism: Penaeus chinensis
Lineage: Eukaryota; Metazoa; Arthropoda; Malacostraca; Decapoda; Penaeidae
Product: ABC transporter F family member 4-like
Exons: 6
Coding region: 131-2746 (871 amino acids)
Molecular function (GO): DNA binding
Source: RefSeq, a predicted model, not a curated record